Lates calcarifer (barramundi perch) is the source of this 2519-nucleotide messenger RNA. RefSeq names its product ring finger protein 168 (gene rnf168). NCBI's taxonomy places the organism in Eukaryota, Metazoa, Chordata, Actinopteri, Centropomidae. The transcript is spliced from 8 exons. The record is from RefSeq and is a predicted model, not a curated record. Gene Ontology annotation, cellular component: nucleus; site of double-strand break. Bases 308 to 1576 code for a protein of 422 amino acids. Gene Ontology annotation, biological process: protein ubiquitination; double-strand break repair. Gene Ontology annotation, molecular function: ubiquitin-protein transferase activity; nucleosome binding; metal ion binding.
CACCAUGGUUGUGGAGCGCAUGCGCACAGCACCAACAGUAGAUUCACGCGCGUUGUCGGUGCUUACAGGUUAGCCUCCCGUGAGUGUUAGUUCCGAGACCCUGUGAACACGAAUCCCCAGGUUUGACGGUGAGCGGACCGGAGGAGCUGUGACUUGCCCGCUGUGUGUUUGGACUGGUUUACCGUCUCAGCCUCCUGCGGCCGUUACGUGUAGCGCGUUAGCUGUUAGCCUGAAGCUAACGUUAGCAUCUUCUGAAGCUACACCCGUCCAGAGCGGUGACUGAUCGAGGAGGAGGAAGAGGAGGAAGAUGUCUCCGGCAUCAGACGUGGAGGUGGAGGUGUCCCCAGACAGAGUGGGGAGGGGUAGGAGAGGAGGUCUGAGUCUGGACGACUGUCGCUGUCCGGUCUGUCUGGAGAUCUUCAUCGAGCCUGUUACACUGCCCUGUACACACACCUUCUGUAAGGUCUGCUUCCUGGAGUCAGUGGACAAAGCCACUCUGUGCUGUCCGAUGUGCAGGAAGAGAGUUUCCACCUGGGCCCGACAGAACAGCAGGAACCAGACUCUGGUGAACCAGCAGCUGUGGACUCAGAUCCAGAUCUGCUUCCCUCUGCAGUGUGAGCGUCGCCUGGCGGGUCAGGAGGACCAGGACGACCCGGGAGUCUCGGUGUGUUUUCCCACAGUGAGUCAACCUGGUGAGCUGAGGCAGGAGUAUGAGGACCAGGUCACUAAACUGACGGAGGAGAAGCGGGUCCUGGAGGAGGAGCAGAGGAGAGCCAGUGAGGAGUACAUCCAGAGACUGUUGGCUGAGGAGGAGCAGCUGCUGCAGGAGGAGAGCAGGAGGAGGGAGGAGGACGAGAGGCUGGCCAGAAUGCUCAGCACCCAGCUGAACUCGUCUCCGGUCUCUCAGGAUCUGACUCCGGCCAAGAAGAAGAAGGAGGUUGGCUCUGGGCAGAUUGAGAAGUUCCUGUUUCCUCUUCAGUCUAAAUCCAGAUCACCAGAGUCCAACUUCAUGGCCAACAAGGAGAACAUCCUCCUCUCUCAGGAAGAGCAACCGCCUCCUAAACUGGAUUAUUAUGGAGCUCCAACAGACCGAUCAGAACCUCCAGACCUGAACCCAGACCUGUGUCAGGUAGAGGAUCAGACUCUGAGGAGAGACAGAGGAUCUUCAUCAACCAAGAGGAAGAGUUCGGAGCUGGAGACUGAGGAGGAGGAGAUCAAACGAGGCUUUCCCUCCUCCUCCUCCUCUUCCUCUUCCUCUUCCUCUCUGGGGGUGGGGGUGUCAGAGUGGGAGUCAGAGCUGGUGAGGAGGCGGCAUCAGGAAGAGGAGGACCGGAGACUAGCUCUGCUCCUGCAGAGGGAGCUGGACCAGGAGGAGAAACAACGAGCCACCGACAGACGCAAAGGAUCCGCCGACGCCUACCAGCUCCGCCAGACCAGAGGAGGGAGGGGGGAGGCCUCCAGCAGACCCCCCAGGAAGACUGCAAAGACCUCCUCCUCCUCCUCCUCCUCCUCCAGCAGAGGCAGUAAACAGACCACCCUGACUGAGAUGUUCUCCAGCCUGACCUCCUCACCUUAGCUCAAACCCCUCCUCCCUCCCCCUCCCCCUCCUGGUUUCUCCUCAUGAUGAAUAAAAUCAGUUCAGACAGAAGUUAAACUGGAAAUAUCAACAGAAGCCUGCUUCAUCUUGUUCUGUUUGGAGACUGAACAGAUUCUGAUUAUUGGUCAUUGAUUAUUGAUCACUGAUUACUGAUUGUUCUUCUGGGUUUAAAAUGUCAGAAAACACUAAAACAUCUUCAUCAUGAUAAACUCAGGAUGUAAAGGAGCUCAGUUCACUCAUCACAUCCUCAGUUUAAUGCCUUAAACAGUUUAGUGAUCAAUGGAUUCAUUGCUUGAUCGAUUGAUCAGUUAGUUGUUGCUGCUCUUCCAUCUCCUCCUGGUUUCAGUCUUUGACCCAGCUGCAGACACAGGUUCAGUGAUUUAACCUGGAGUCAUCAGCUGGUCCAGGUCCAGGACCAGCGCCAGGACCAGGUCUUCCACAGUAAACUGGGAGGACCAGUUGUUUCUGAGCUGUUUUGUGUUGAAACAGUAAAAUCUGAACAGGAAGUGACUUGAAUAAAUCAAAGUGUCCAGAUGCUGUAACUGAGACUGGGUGCAGUGAGCCGAGUGUCCACCAGGGGGAGCUGAUGUUUGAUUUCAUCUUUCUUUCCUCUGCAGAGAAACAGACUCAAUAUUUUAGUUUGAAAGGUUUAUAAGUUUGUUUUUCAGGAUCCUCAGAAUCAGAAUCUGAUUUCAGCUGAUGAAAAGUGCCUCUUUUACUUUUUACUUCUUUAAUACAGUUAGCAUGUUAAACACUGUUCAUGCUGUGUUCAGGGCCUUUGUGUGUGACAGACAGCAGAGACUCUUCAGUUGUGAGGGUUAAAGUCUCUGUGAUUGUGAUGAUGGUAAUGAAGGUGACAGCCUGCGGGGGGGCGCUGCUUCACACUGUUGAUGUGUUCAGAAUAAAAACAGCUGAGAUUCUU